This is a messenger RNA of Brachypodium distachyon (stiff brome), 2064 nucleotides long. RefSeq names its product 4-hydroxy-tetrahydrodipicolinate synthase 2, chloroplastic. The transcript is spliced from 2 exons. The record is from RefSeq and is a predicted model, not a curated record. Gene Ontology annotation, molecular function: 4-hydroxy-tetrahydrodipicolinate synthase activity. The coding region runs from base 664 to 1842 and encodes 392 amino acids. NCBI's taxonomy places the organism in Eukaryota, Viridiplantae, Streptophyta, Magnoliopsida, Poales, Poaceae.
ACUGCCUUUCUAUUUUAUUUUUUACUCUCAUUCUUAUUCUAUCGCACAUGUGUGUAGUGUGAAUUGGGGACCUAUGGAACGUCGUUUCGAAUCUGUUUGCUUAAUCAUUCCGUGGGCUACUAAAAUCGAAAUAACUUAAUCUCGAUAAAGAAAUGGGAAACCGAUUGAGUAGUUACGUGCGAAUUUCGAUUAUGGUUCCAGGAAUUGGGUCAUUGGAUGACAGUCACUGAUAUUUCGAGGAUAGAGAAUUAAAGAUCAACCAGAACUGGACAGUUCUGACUUACCUGAGAAUAGUUAGUGUAUUUAGCUGUGAGUUUUAAAUUAAGGAUAACAACGAGGGUGCUUUUUCUUAAGUUCGGAACAAACACGUGGAAUGCUGUUUGGCUCGGGGGCUGGUACUUUAGUGAGUAAAAAGGUUGUCUUAUUUAUUCAUUUUGUGUGUGCGAUGGAAGCAUACUGUAGGCCGGCAGUUUUGCAAGUAUAGUAGGCAAUGCCAACCUGUUUCCAGAGCCACAUGCAUUUGUUGGCAGGUAACUCAAGAAGGUUCCGUAAGUCUUUAUAAUUUGCACUUGUUAUAUUCAAGGUGUUCCUUCAUAAAUCCUGCAAUAUCUUUCAUGUCCUACAAUAUGUACAGCUCGCUGUCUUGACUACUCAGGAAUCAGGAUGUCGAUCCUUUUGACACUGUAUCUUUCAUUCCAUCAUUUGAAGGACCGGGGCACUGGGCAUGGUUUUUUAGCUCUCUAUUUUCCACACUGGUUUUCAGCUCAUUCAUCAUGCCUACACUUUUCUUUCUCACGAAAGCAAGAUACUGAAACCAGAAGGUGCUUCUACAGGAUCAGUAGAAGCAAAUUUGCAGUGGCAGCCAUCACUGUAGACGAUUAUCUUCCGAUGAAAAGUACUGAAGUGAAAAAUCGGACUUCAGCUGAUGGUAUCAAAUGCCUCAGGCUAAUCACAGCAGUCAAAACCCCUUAUUUGCCAGAUGGAAGAUUUGAUCUUGAAGCAUAUGAUUCUUUGAUAAACACGCAAAUAGACGGUGGCGCUGAAGGUGUAAUAGUUGGAGGAACAACAGGAGAGGGUCACCUUAUGAGCUGGGAUGAACACAUCAUGCUAAUAGGGCAUACUGUUAACUGCUUUGGCACUAAUAUUAAAGUGAUAGGCAACACAGGAAGUAACUCAACUAGAGAAGCUGUCCACGCGACAGAGCAGGGAUUUGCUGUUGGCAUGCAUGCAGCUCUCCAUGUGAAUCCUUACUACGGGAAGACCUCGACCGAAGGAUUAAUCUCCCAUUUCGAGGCUGUUCUCCCGAUGGGUCCAACCAUCAUUUACAAUGUGCCAUCCAGGACUGGUCAGGACAUACCUCCUCCAGUCAUUGAGGCAAUUUCACGUUAUUCAAACAUGGCAGGAGUGAAAGAGUGUGUUGGACAUGAGAGGGUUAAGUGCUACACUGACAAAGGCAUAACAAUAUGGAGUGGUAAUGAUGAUGAAUGCCAUGAUUCUAGGUGGAAAUAUGGUGCAACUGGAGUUAUUUCUGUAGCUAGCAACCUUGUUCCUGGUCUCAUGCACAACCUGAUGUAUGAAGGGGAAAAUGUGAUGCUAAAUGAGAAGUUACUGCCUCUGAUGCAAUGGUUAUUUUGCCAGCCCAAUCCGAUUGGUCUCAACACUGCCCUGGCUCAGCUCGGCGUAGUGAGGCCUGUUUUCAGAUUACCAUAUGUUCCUCUUCCUGUUGAAAAGAGGGUUGAGUUUGUCCGGAUCGUCGAAGCUAUUGGACGAGAGAACUUUGUGGGAGAAAAAGAGGUUCGUGUCCUGGAUGACGAUGACUUCGUGUUGAUCAGUAGGUAUUAGUAAGCAACUUCAUUGUGUCCAAUGAUGGUGACGAAGAGCAGUAGUGUUUCAGUAUGGUUAUUUGCAGUUCUCCUUUUAGACACUUCUUUUGUUCACACCUUCACGCCUUUCUUCUUCUCUGUGAUUGUAAGUCUAUUUGGAACCCCUAUGGUUUCUUUUGCACCUUAUAAUGCCAGGCCCAGGUCCAAGGAGAAUAAGCAUGUACAGCUUUCUUGUGAUCCA